UUUUUAUACAUAAAAAAUCAAAUCCAAUAAUUAAUAAAAUAAAAUAAACAAAUCCCAUCCUUAUCCACUUCUUCUUCAUCUCUCAUCUCAUCUUCUUCCUCACGAUUUUAUCUCAAAAUUUCAUUCCCAUUUCCCUUUUGCUUCAACAAUGGAAUCCUCCCUUCUCCGUUCCCUUUCAUCUCCUUUACUUCUCGAAUCCACCGACCUUCAUCUUCGCCGGAUCGGAUCCCUUCCCUCUUCUAGAUUUUCUUCUACCCUUGUUGUUCGUUCUUCUUCCAAAAGCCAUUCUUAUAUUCCCAAGCUCGAGCCCUUUAGCCGUUCUAAGCUUGAUCGCGCCAUCAAAGAACCGCCUCUCAUUGAGAAGUCUGAGAACGAGCUUGCAGAUUAUUGUUCGACGUUGGAAGGAGACGAUUCUUAUAGCUGUUGGAAAGCGUAUUUCGAACUCAAAGAUCUUGAAAAAGAAACGCCAAAACAAGAAGUGGAGAAACUGAUUCUGCAAGCAGGAGGCGUGAAAUCACUGAUAGGGUGCUUACACGGGAUAACAGCCAUACCGAAGAGCAAGGGAAAGGAAAAGGAGGAAAGGAAGGCAUGGAAGACGGGAGUGGAAGGAAGAGGGAAUAAGGAAUGUCCAAUACCAGAUGGAUUGCCAAAAUCUGCUGAAGAAAUAGAAGAAGAAGAAGAAGGGAGAAUGCCAGAUUCGGCGUUUACGAGAUUGUUGAGGAGCAAAGGCACAUUCCCUGCUUGGUAUUCCCCUGCACCCGAUCACGAAACAGAUUGAAACUCAAAUUUUGCUUUUUAGGGUUUAGGGUUUUGUCUUUGGCAGAUCGAUGAUAUGAGUAGUAGCAGCAGCAGCAGUAGUAGUGAAGUUGAUUGGUAAAUAUUUGUUAUAUAAAAUUUGUGAAUAAGGGAUAGCUUUUUUCCUGUAUAUUUAAUUUGAUGUUUGUUUUGGUUUUUAUUGUGUAUUGUUGAGAUAUGCUAUGGGUAAAAAGGAUAUGAAUUAGAUUGAAUGAAAUGUUUGAAUGACGAGUGCCCUUUCCAUUUCCAA
This is a messenger RNA of Cucumis melo (muskmelon), 1045 nucleotides long. Its product is annotated as CCG-binding protein 1. Gene Ontology annotation, biological process: pollen tube guidance. Gene Ontology annotation, cellular component: nucleus; cytosol. The coding region runs from base 149 to 778 and encodes 209 amino acids. NCBI's taxonomy places the organism in Eukaryota, Viridiplantae, Streptophyta, Magnoliopsida, Cucurbitales, Cucurbitaceae. The transcript has 3 exons. The record is from RefSeq and is a predicted model, not a curated record. Gene Ontology annotation, molecular function: mediator complex binding.